Mercurialis annua (annual mercury) is the source of this 2160-nucleotide messenger RNA. RefSeq names its product 3-epi-6-deoxocathasterone 23-monooxygenase CYP90D1. NCBI's taxonomy places the organism in Eukaryota, Viridiplantae, Streptophyta, Magnoliopsida, Malpighiales, Euphorbiaceae. Gene Ontology annotation, biological process: multicellular organism development; sterol metabolic process; brassinosteroid biosynthetic process. Bases 46 to 1539 code for a protein of 497 amino acids. Gene Ontology annotation, molecular function: oxidoreductase activity, acting on paired donors, with incorporation or reduction of molecular oxygen, NAD(P)H as one donor, and incorporation of one atom of oxygen; heme binding; iron ion binding. The record is from RefSeq and is a predicted model, not a curated record. The transcript has 8 exons.
AUAUAUAUGUAGAAAAUUAGAAAGAGAAACAAGAGUUUGCUUAUAAUGUUCAUGUUCUUGAGCAGACAACUUUUCGCAUCCAUUAAUAUUAUGGACAGUUUAUUAUUGAUUUUAUUAGUAAUAAUUUUGUUGUCUUCCAUAAUAAUCUUGUACAGAAAUAGCUACAGAUCGUCGUCGUCGUCGAAACUCGAAACUCCGCAGCUUCCUUUAGGCAAUCUUGGGUGGCCGUUUCUUGGUGAAACCCUUGAGUUCAUUUCUUCUGCUUUAACAGACCGCCCCGAAACUUUCGUCAAUAAACGUCGUCGUUUGUAUGGAAAAGUGUUCAAGUCACAUAUAUUUGGAACACCAACAAUAGUAUCAACAGAUUCAGAAGUGAGUAAAUUUAUUCUACAAAGUGAUCCAAAGAUGUUUGUACCAUCUUACCCUAAAUCACUCACUGAAUUAAUGGGAAAAUCCUCAAUUUUGCUCAUUAAUGGAAGCUUACAAAAAAGAAUUCAUGGUUUAAUAGGAGCUUUUUUUAAGUCUGCUUAUCUUAAAGCUCAAAUUACAAGAGACAUGCAAGUUUAUGUUGAAGAAUCUAUGAAGAAUUGGAGAUUUGAUCAGCCUAUUUUUAUUCAAGAUGAGACCAAAAAUAUUGCAUUUCAGGUACUAGUGAAGGCAUUAAUAAGUUUGGAUGCUGGUCCAGAAAUGGAGUCGCUAAAGGAACAGUUUCAACAAUUUAUAGCUGGUCUCAUGUCUCUGCCCAUCAACUUCCCUGGAACUCAACUUUAUCGUUCAUUGCAAGCCAAGAAAAAAAUGGUGAAAUUAGUGCAAAAAAUAAUUAAAUCCAAAAGGGAGAGUGGCAUCUCAAAAAUACCUAAAGAUGUGGUGGAGGUUUUGCUUAAUGAUGCUAAUCAACAAUUAACAGAUGAAUUAAUAGCUGAUAAUAUGAUUGAUAUGAUGAUCCCCGGCGAAGAUUCCGUCCCGGUUCUUAUGACACUUGCCGUCAAAUAUCUUUCAGAUUCCCCUUCUGCUUUACAACAAUUAACGGAUGAGAACAUGAAAUUGAAAAGUCUCAAAGCUCAGCUUGGCGAGUCAUUAACUUGGACUGAUUACUUAUCUUUACCAUUUACACAAAGGGUAAUUACAGAAACUUUGAGGGUGGGAAAUAUAAUAAUAGGGGUGAUGAGAAAGGCAAUGAAGGAUAUAGAAAUAAAAGGGUAUUUAAUACCAAAAGGAUGGUGUGCUUUUACAUAUUUUAGAUCAGUUCAUCUUGAUGAUCAUCAUUAUGAUUGCCCUUACCAAUUCAAUCCAUGGAGGUGGCAAGAAAAGGAGAUGAGCAAUAGCAAUUUCACUCCAUUUGGAGGUGGACAAAGAUUAUGCCCUGGCCUUGAUUUGGCUAGACUUGAAGCUUCCAUAUUCUUACACAAUCUUGUUACUCAAUUUAGUUGGGUGGCUGAAAAAGAUACAAUUGUAAACUUUCCAACAGUGAGAUUGAAGAGACAAAUGCCAAUUUGGGUGAAGAGAAGAGAAGAAAAUCAAUCCACGAACAUAUAUUAAAAUCAAUAACGAAAAAUAUUAAAUUUUUACAAUAAAGAUAUAACUUUGGGCCAAGAAAAUUAUACUUUCUUAUUACAAUGAUACAAAUAACCCAACAAAAAAAAAUUGAAGGGGAAUGGAAAUUUUUUGGUACAAUGAAAUUUUCUGAAUGGGUCUCAACUAUAAGACGGCACAGGGGAUGAAAAUUAAAUAAGAAUAAAGAAAUUAUCGACAAAUUAAGACCGGUGCAUUUGUUAUCUUCCAUUAUAAAUGUUGUUAAAAAAUAAAACUUUACUAUAUAAUUUUUUGGGGACCCGUUAAAUUAGUACUGCUUCUUUUUUCAUCAUUUCUUUUGUAAUCCAACUAUACUAGCAUUUUAGCAUAUGUACAAUGUAAAAGAAAGUCUUAACCAGUAAAAAGACUCAUUACUUUAAAGUUUUUUUUUUUUUUAAUGUAAUCUCUUCUUUUUAAAUUUGUUAUCUAGCAGACCCCUCUUUUUUUUUUUUCAAUAUUAAAUGAGUCUUUGUAUGAAGAGAAAUAAUGAACGUGUUCAUUCGUGGCUGUUAAAUAACAAAUUCAUCACGUUAUAUUUACGUGAUUAGCAAUUUUCAUAUAAAAAUAAUUAGUUAUUUGUAUUUUUAA